This is a messenger RNA of Myxocyprinus asiaticus (Chinese sucker), 4935 nucleotides long. RefSeq names its product prolactin receptor-like. Gene Ontology annotation, molecular function: cytokine receptor activity; cytokine binding. The coding region runs from base 209 to 2053 and encodes 614 amino acids. The record is from RefSeq and is a predicted model, not a curated record. The transcript has 9 exons. Gene Ontology annotation, biological process: cytokine-mediated signaling pathway. Gene Ontology annotation, cellular component: signaling receptor complex; membrane; external side of plasma membrane. Lineage: Eukaryota; Metazoa; Chordata; Actinopteri; Cypriniformes; Catostomidae.
UGUCUGACUUACCUGUGAGGUGUGGGAGCGAGUCUCCUCACGACAUCAAGCCUAACGAACUAUCGGUUACAUAAGCGAAAGCAGAAAUCAGCCUGUUCAGUGAAGUCAUCCUGAAGGCACGGAUCACUUGAACCGCUAAAGAGGGGAUUACAGGAUCUCAUCAUCGCCGUAUGAAGAAGAGAACUGAAAAGUUUGCAAGCCAUUAGGCAUGAUGGCAGACUCUGGAGCCGUGUUGAUUUUGACCUUUAUCGCCACUUUAAUAUCGCAAGCAGCAGGUGUCAGUCCCCCAGGUAAGCCCAGAGUCACAAGCUGUCGCUCUCCAGAGAAGGAGACGUUCACAUGCUGGUGGGAGCCGGGAUAUGAUGGGGACUUGCGUACCACCUACGCCCUCUACUACCGCCUAGAUAACUCUGAGACGGUCUAUGAGUGCCCGGAUUAUAAAACCGCAGGAGACAACUCUUGUUUCUUCAGCAAAAAUGACACGUCGCUGUGGGUUAACUACAACAUCACUGUGGUGGCCACCAAUGCCCUGGGGAAGAACAUUUCAGAUCCCGUGGAGGUGGACGUGGUCUAUAUAGUUCAACCCAACACUCCAGAGAACGUCACCGCUGUAGUGGUUCAUGAGGACCGUGGUCCAUUCGUGAGAGUGUCCUGGGAGAAACCCCGAACCGCAGACACCCGCUCAGGGUGGAUCACGCUAGUUUAUCAACUACAAGUUAAACAAGAAAAAGAUAAAGAAUGGGAGGAGUAUGAUGCCGGAAUGCAGAAGUAUUAUAACGUGUUCAGUCUUCACCCUGGUAAAGAAUACAUGGUGCAGGUGCGAUGCAAACCAGAUCAUGGGUUUUGGAGUGAGUGGACUCAAACCACCUACGUCAAAAUGCCUGACUAUAUAGCCAGAGAGCGCUCACUGUUGAUCAUGGUCACCAUUUUCUCUGUCUUCAUCAUCCUUGUCCUCACUUGGACACUGAACAUGAAGAGAAAGAGUGUGAAGCUAUGUUUGCUGCCUCCUGUGCCUGGACCAAAAAUCAAAGGAUUCGACAAACAGCUGCUAAAGAGUGGGAAGUCAGAGGAAGUUUUCAAUGCUCUGGUCAUACAGGGUUUCCCUCCAACCACCGAUUACGACAACUUGUUGGUGGAGUAUCUUGAGGUGUAUGACAAUGAGGAACAGGAGUUGGUGCUGGAUGGAAAAGACUUAUUAGAAGGCCUGAAGUCCAAAAGUCCUUCGGACAGGGACUCCGGCCGGGGCAGCUGUGACAGUCGCACAUUGCUAUUGGAGAAAUGCAUUGAGGGACGGAAAUUAGCCAGCACUGACCAGCAGCAGUACAGCCAGCAUGGAGAAACUAGCUGGCCAUCUACGGUAAACAGUGAAAGCCAGGGUCCUGAACCUAGUUCUCCGGAAUCAGUCGAUAAAUGCGUCAAGACGUGGCCUGUCGUGUUCUCCUCUCCUCAACCACAACCUCACCAGCACUUCCAAGUAAGAGCAGCCAAACCAGCCUACAGCAGCGUCCCGGAGAUUCUCAGCAUCUCUUCACCGCAUGGCACACCAAGCAACUACCACCAGCUUCAACAUCAAGACAUCCCACCGCAAGAAAGCCGUUUCAGCAAGCCACCCUGCCGACAUUCCCAAAGCUACAGCCAGUUCAACCUGGACAGCAAUGAGCACAAGGUGGAAACUCAGGCUAUUAGCAUACCGCCAUCACGGUCCUUGGAAUACGUUGAGGUACAGAGGGUCAACCCGGAAAAUAUGCUCCUCCUAAGGCCUCUUUCCAACCACAACCGUGAACUUGACAGUUCUGAUUGCACUAGGGAGGACUACAGCAAUGUCAAAGAGGUUACAUCAAACAAUAUGCUAUUACUGCAGAGAGAAAUGUCUCCUCAAUGCCUGGAUGAUUACAGUCAGGACUUGCCCAAUCAAUGCCCAACCCAACAACAACAACAGCUUCACCCAUGCAAACCUGCCGUCCACCAAUCGUACAGUUUAAUGCCACAGGAAGGCAUUAGGUUGAUGGGAAAUGGUUAUGUGGACUCAACAGUCUUGAUGCCGUCCUACUAGCACAUAACCGUUCAAUGCCCCGAAUGCAACAAAAACAAUAAGCUGUCUGCGAAAUUCAAAACUCUUGAGAUUUUAUUCUUGGUCAGACAGCAGACUGACAACAAGCUCAAACCAAGCCCUCAAAGAAGAGCUUUGAUUCCCCCAGCUCUUGAGGUAACAAUUAUUAUAAUUUUUUUUAUAUUUAUACAAAUUAUAUUUACCUAUAAGUGAUUAGAUUAUACUAAAGCGUAAAGAGGGGUCUUGUUUAAGAGCUGAGGCAUCAAAGGAACAAUCCCUUCUCUGUGAACAUUUUUGUGUGUUGAAAACAUGGUAAGAAAGCCGUUAUAUGCAAUGGUUGUGAGAAAUACCUCCACAUGCUUCUAUAUGUGUUUUACAGAUUUAUUUAAUGUGGAGAUGGCACUUAUUACACCAAAUGAUUUGCUUUCUUUAUAUGUAAAAUAUAUUUAUAAUACAUGUCUUAAAGUCAACGUGACAUCAAAAUUGACCCGUUUACAUUCUUUAUCCAUGUUGCUGGUCUUCUUGUCAGCGAUUCUUCAGCACUAAAUUCCAACUAAAAGAAAACUGUUUGAAUUCAUAAUCUUUAAUCGAAAUGUAAAAACUUACACUGCUUCUGAAAUGAUUUUUUUCUGCUGACAUCACGUAGACCGCUAGCUUUCUGACAAUGUUCACCAGUAGUCUAACUAUUUAGAUAUUGUUUUAGCAAAUUCGCAUAGAGGUCUGGCUCCAUUCUGGUAUGUAACGUCCACUUGUCACAAUCCAAUCAAUUUCCAAUGGAUAGAAUCUGUUCCGUCCUACAUUUUUUCCCUCAUUGCAUUUCCUGUUUCACUUAGAAAUAUGUCUUAUUACUGAAGUAAAAUGGGUUGCAAGUACAGUUUCAUGUUGACUUUAUUGAUGUUAUGAGAUUCGAAAACUUAGCGCUUUGCAUAGUUGAGCUCAGCAAUCCACUAUGCAUUAUGUUAUUCUAAACGUAUUUUGCAUCAUGGCACUGUUACGUGUUCAAAGCCACUGUUUUUGUGUUUUUCUCACGCAGAUUAAAAAUCGUGGUCAGUUGCUAUAAUGUACAAGGACUAUUUUCUAUAAACUUAUGUUGAGUAUUGCCAAAACGUACUCCCAGUUUAGAGUUUAUGCUAGAUGGGGUUUAAUAGUAAGCAAGUCACUCCAUGUUUAAACAAAUUUUUAAGCAUAAUUACAAUGACCUGAAACUUCCAAUAUGCAUAUUGUAUAAGCAAGAGAGAAUUAUUUGCUGUCCGAGUUGGUUUUAUCCUACUGUAAUACUAUUGUUGUUAAUUUCGGGAAACAAAUUUCAGUCCAUUCCUGAAACAUUGUGUAAUCUCAGCCAUAUAAUCCAAAUAUAUGUCUUUACGUAUUCAUGUUGCACUAAUGCAAAAGUGAAUACAUGAAAGUGAACUGAUUGUAAACUACUGUCGUUUUAUAGAAUAUGCCUUUAAUAUUUACAACUCUCAGGUGGAGGUAAACUCACUUAAACUCUCCUGCUGAAUGUAUAGUAUGCAUUAUAAGUGUUAUUGGCGCUGAUUUUGAGCGCAAAAGCAUAACCAGUGAAAAAUUACAAAUUAUAAACUGUUGGCAUAUUAUGAAUACAAAUUUUUCCAAAUAUGCUACUGUGUUUUAUCACAGUCAAUGCUCAGAAGUGUGAGUGUGUGUCUGGGUGGGUGUGUUUUCAUUUAAAUGUAAACCCUAUGAGAAUCUAUUUUUCUAAAUCAAUACAUUCAGUUUUACAAUGUGUAUAUUCUAUUGUCAGAGGUGUUAAGAAUUAUGGAUAGCACUCCAUGUUUUUAUGUUUAAUAUAAAAACCAAGAUAACAUUUUUAUAUAAAAAAAGAAAAUUUAAGGGACAGCAUAUAUACUUACAAACAAAAAACAACCACACAUUUAUUAUGUAAUAAAGGGCCCUUAACCACAAAAUAUGAGUUACACAGAGACAAAUUAAUGAAUAUUUUAGCCUAUGCCAGUGCAAAAAACCAACCUCUGACCCACACAUGUGGCCUUAUGUUAUGCAUAAACCUCUAAGGAAAGAGGACCAGGAUGUAUAUUUGGUCUUCAUUUAAACUACAUUUACAUAUAAAAGUGAAAAAUACAAAGGGUUAAACUGUUAUUUAUAUGUAAUGGUACAUUUAUAUGUAACCUAUAGUAUAGAUCAUUUAUAUAUAGAUAUAGUUUUUUGUUGUUUUGUUAGAUUUGCCCAAGCCAUACAAGCAUCAUCCUACACUAACUGUUGAUUUGUGAAUAGUGUGAUAUUUGAUGAUUUCUGUGUUGUUCACCAUGUGUAAAUGCAAAGAUCAUUUAAAUCAUUCUGCAAAGAUUAAGUAAUGAAUCAGAUUUCUUAUGCAACCAUAUUACAGUAUAUUAUACAACUUUUUAAAAUAGAUUCAUAUCUCUAGCAAUGGCAAAUCAACAAAUGUAUGUAUGUGCAUAACAAUAUCUAAUUCAAGGUGAUACCUGGGAAUGGUUUUCAAUGAUAAAACUGGAAUGUAUGAACUCAAGAGAAUGUUUAGAAUGUGAGAUCUGAGAUUUUAAGUCUGAUGAUGUUUAAAUCUUUCCCACUGAAAUCAGUUUUAAUCUCAUGCUACCAAACCUAAAAUUACUCAUAUUAAACAAUGUUCAAAUUGUUUAGAUUUACAAAAUGACACUUGUUGUACACUAAAUGGUGUGUCGUUCAAAUAAUGCCACUAUUUACUUACUUUUUUAAAUUCAAGUCACUAGAGGUGCUGAAAUUACACUUGUGAUGUUAACCUAUUACACGAUGUACAUCAAUUGAAAUGCAUUUUGUGUAAUACAUCCUUACUGCUUUCUGCUUUUCCAUAUUAAACAGUUUUCUUUGUGUUGUGGCAUAGAGCAAAACCAUUAAACACAUUGUCAGAUUUU